CUCAGAGCCUGUGGCGGAGGCCCCGGAAAGGACCUUCCAGGCCGCGAGCGGAAGCGGAGCUCGGCCCGGAGAGGAAGUCCCGCCCACAGCUGGGCAGCGGCAGCCAAUCAGCGCCGCAGGAGCUCGGCAGCUCCGCCCCGUCGCCGAGGCCCCGCCCCUGCGUCCCGCGGGCGCCAUUGCCGCGGCCUGCGCUGGGCUCUGCUCUGCGUCCGCUGCGUGUGCAGCAUGGCCUCACAGAAAGACCCAGACAAGAGCUGGAAGAAGAAGCACCCAGAGAACAAGAUGGAGCAGGCAAAAUGCAGCCCCAAGAAAGAGGAGAAAGAUUUCAAGACAGAGGGUGACAAUGAGGGGACUAAUGACUGUGAUGAUGAUGAGUAUGAGGAGGAUGAUGAAGGUGAAGAUGACCAGGAUGAGGAAGUGGAGUAUGAGAAGGAGGAUGGGUUCAUGGUAGCUCUAUCUGUGCCACUCAAGCAGCUGAUUCAGUGCCCUGACUGUGGCAAGAGCUUCACACACCGCUUCAGCCUCAUCAACCACCACCGAAUCCACACCGGCGAGAAGCCCUUCAGCUGUGCCGACUGUGGCAAGCAAUUCAGACGGCGCUCACACCUCAUUGACCACCACCGAAUCCACACUGGUGAGAAGCCCUUCAGCUGUGCUGACUGUGGCAAGAGCUUUACACAGCACUGCAGCCUCAUUGACCACCGCCGAACCCACACUGGGGAGAAGCCCUUCAGCUGUGCUGUCUGUGGCAAGAGCUUCACAGUGCGUUCACAUCUCAUUAAUCAUCACCGAACCCACACUGGGGAGAAGCCCUUCAGCUGUGCUGACUGUGGCGAGAGCUUCACACAGCGCUCCAGCCUAAUUGAGCACCAUCGAAUCCAUACUGGGGAGAGGCCUUUCAGCUGUGCUGUCUGCGGCAAGAGUUUCACUCAGAGGUCUACUCUCAGCCAGCACCGCAGUGUCCACAUCAAUGAGAAGUCCUUCAGCUGCAGGGACUGUGGCAAGAGCUUCAAAUAUAGCCACAACCUAACCACCCACUGCCGCAUCCACAGCAGAGAUAAGCUGUUCCCCUGUGCGGAGUGCGGCAAGAGCUUCACUACGAGCUACAGUUUCAUCCAGCACCAACUCAUCCACACUGGUGAGAAGCCCUACACCUGCUCUGACUGUGGCAAGAGCUUCACUCACUGCUCUGCUUUUACUCAGCACCGUCGUAUCCACACUGGUGAGAAGCCCUACACCUGCUCUGACUGCGGCAAGAACUUCACCCGCAGCUCUAAUCUCACCCAGCACCGUCGUGUCCACACUGGUGAGAAGCCCUUCACCUGCUCUGACUGCGGCAAGAGCUUUGCCCAAAGUGGCAAUCUCAGUUCCCACCGCCGCACCCACACUGGUGACCAAACCAUAGUGCAGGGGAAGCAGAAAUAGACCCACCCACAGCUCUGUUGAGGUAAUUUGUGCCCCCACCCUGAGAAGACCUUUCCAGCAGAUUGAACAAAAUUGCCUCUUUUUCACCUGCGUUUCUCAGAGGCUGGCGUCUCCAGCAGGAGCAAACACCUCCUGCCCUUCUAAGCACCAAUUAGUGCUGCUGAGAAUAAUUACAGGGCUCAGUCAGCACAGCCAGAGCUGCCUUUGGAGCUAGGCUGAGGUGUGCAGGGAUUUGUCUGGUUCUUUCUCUAUUUUUGGUGUCUCCCUGGGGUAAAACCUCUCUAUCCCAUGCUCAGUUUUGUCAAUAAAAGCCCAAAGCGACCCAAA
Molecule: messenger RNA, 1752 nt
Organism: Pogoniulus pusillus (Red-fronted tinkerbird)
Lineage: Eukaryota; Metazoa; Chordata; Aves; Piciformes; Lybiidae
Product: gastrula zinc finger protein XlCGF26.1-like
Exons: 2
Coding region: 226-1425 (399 amino acids)
Biological process (GO): regulation of transcription by RNA polymerase II
Cellular component (GO): nucleus
Molecular function (GO): RNA polymerase II cis-regulatory region sequence-specific DNA binding; DNA-binding transcription factor activity, RNA polymerase II-specific
Source: RefSeq, a predicted model, not a curated record